Molecule: messenger RNA, 1478 nt
Organism: Tupaia belangeri chinensis (Chinese tree shrew)
Lineage: Eukaryota; Metazoa; Chordata; Mammalia; Scandentia; Tupaiidae
Gene: GLA
Product: galactosidase alpha
Exons: 7
Coding region: 64-1332 (422 amino acids)
Biological process (GO): glycoside catabolic process; oligosaccharide metabolic process
Cellular component (GO): cytoplasm
Molecular function (GO): alpha-galactosidase activity
Source: RefSeq, a predicted model, not a curated record
UAAGGUUAAAGUUAAAGUCCCCAGGUUACCCGCGGAAAUCUGUCCUGUAAGAUCACAGUGACAAUGAAGCUGAGGAGCAGAGCGCCGAAUCUGGGCUGCAGGUUUAUGCUUCGCUUCCUGGUCCUGGUUCUUUGUGGCGUUCCCGGGGUUAGGGCACUGGACAAUGGCUUGGCGAUGACGCCUACCAUGGGCUGGCUGCACUGGGAGCGCUUUGUGUGCAACCUUGACUGCCAGGAAGAACCAGAUUCCUGCAUCAGUGAGCAGCUCUUCAUGCAGAUGGCAGACCUCAUGGUCUCAGAUGGCUGGAAGGAUUCAGGUUAUACGUACCUCUGCAUCGAUGACUGUUGGAUGGCUCCCGAAAGAGACUCAAAAGGCAGACUUCAGGCAGACCCUCAGCGCUUUCCUGGUGGCAUCCGCCGCCUAGCUAAUUACGUACAUAGCAAAGGACUAAAGCUAGGGAUUUAUGCAGAUGUUGGAAAUAAAACCUGUGAAGGCUUCCCUGGGAGUUUUGGAUACUAUGACAUUGAUGCUCAGACAUUUGCUGACUGGGAAGUAGACUUGCUAAAAUUCGAUGGCUGUUUUUGUGAUAUGGAACAUUUGGUAUAUGGUUAUAAGUACAUGUCCUUGGCCCUGAACAGGACUGGCAGAAGCAUUGUGUACUCCUGUGAGUGGCCUUUUUAUUUGUGGCCCUAUUAUAAGCCCAAUUACACAGAAAUCCGACAGUACUGCAAUCACUGGAGAAAUUUUGCUGACAUUUCUGAUUCCUGGCAAAGUGUGAAGAGUACCUUGGACUGGACAUCUUCUAACCAAGACAAAAUUGUAGAUUUUGCAGGACCAGGGGGUUGGAAUGACCCAGAUAUGUUAGUGAUUGGCAACUUUGGCCUCAGCUGGGAUCAGCAAGUAACUCAGAUGGCCCUCUGGGCUAUCAUGGCAGCUCCUUUAUUCAUGUCUAAUGACCUUCGACACAUCAGCCCUCAAGCCAAAGCUCUACUUCAAGAUAAGGAUGUAAUUGCUAUCAAAAAAGAUGUCUUGGGCAAGCAGGGGUACCGGCUUAGAAAGGAAGACAACGUUGAGGUGUGGGAACGACCUCUCUCAAACUUAGCCUGGGCUGUAGCAAUGAUCAAUGUGCUGGAAAUUGGUGGGCCUCGUUCUUAUUCCAUCCCAGUUGCUUCUCUGGGUCGAGGAGUGGCCUGUAAUCCUGCCUGCCUCAUCACACAACUCCUCCCAGUGAAACGGAAGGUGGGGGUUUAUCAAUGGACUUCAAGCUUGAAAAUGCGAAUAAAUCCCACAGGCACUGUUUUGCUUCGGAUAGAAGAAACAAGCUACUUAUAAAAAAAAAAAAAAAAAGCUUACCUUAAAAUGUGUAUUUUGUUCUCAAAAUGACUACCCUACUUUUCCUGUCCAUCUUUUCCCCUACUCCCACUUAAAAAUGCUCUAUUUCUUUGAAUAAACUUUUCCUGUUGGAAUUUUUAAAAUAA